AAUAAGAAACAAGGAAACUGGCAGCCAAAGGAAAACAAGAUGCCCUCUGUACGUGUGACGUGUCUCUCAUAAAAUUCAAGAAGAAGAAGCGUCAAGUCUCGAGUGACAGGUGACCUGUAUUUACUAUUUCAUAGGACUGCAAGUAAUUUGCCUUAGCUAUGACCAAGUUAACACAGUGGUUGACUGGAGCUUUCUUGAUCCUGGGACCAUGGGCAGCAGCUGUUUUUAGAAUUGUACAAAAUGAAUUCACUGACAAAUAUUAUCUUGGAAUUCUCCUGUUCCCUGUGGUGUUAGUUGCUAUAUUUGGCAUUGUAUCUGUAGCCAUCAUUGCAUACAGAGUGUACAACUUCAAUGACUGUAAUGAAGCAGCUGAAGAACUUCAAAGCCAGAUAAAGGAAGCAAAAUUAGAUCUUGCCAAGAAAGGAUUAAAAGUAGACUGACUUCAUCUGCUUAUCAAGUUUGAUGUAACGUUCCAUCUUUGUAACUUUUGUCCUGUUAAGUAGUGAAUAGGUUAUAGCCUUUUUUAUAUAUAUUUAUUUUAGAGAUGUACUAACUGUGCUUGUGUAAUGUAAAAUUGCUGUUAAAACUCCAUUUUUGUACUUGACAUUUUAUAAUUAAAGAAAUAGUAAUAAAAUAGUUUUUGUAACUGUAGUAAAAUAGUUUUUGUAA
Molecule: messenger RNA, 669 nt
Organism: Macrobrachium nipponense
Lineage: Eukaryota; Metazoa; Arthropoda; Malacostraca; Decapoda; Palaemonidae
Gene: Dpm3
Product: dolichol-phosphate mannosyltransferase subunit 3-like
Exons: 4
Coding region: 159-440 (93 amino acids)
Biological process (GO): GPI anchor biosynthetic process
Cellular component (GO): dolichol-phosphate-mannose synthase complex; endoplasmic reticulum membrane
Source: RefSeq, a predicted model, not a curated record